AUGUUUAAGAGGCCCCCGCGGAACUUCCGGGGCCGCCAGAGAGUCGCAUCCAGCUGUAGCAGCAGCAGUAGUGAAGGGGAGCCGGAGCAUGGAGGGGAGCAGGGCACUGGCUCUGAGGCGGACCAGGGCGAUGAGGAGCAGGAGCAGGGCCCUGCCAGUCCAGCCGCCGAGAGGCAGCCGCCCACAGAGGGGCCAGCAGGGGACAUUAGGGGUCAGGAGGAAGAGGAGGAUGGCGGCGGCGGCGGAGUGCCCCGAGGGGCAAACCCCAGAGCGGGGCAGGCGCGGGGAGAGAUGGCCCUGCUGAGCUUCGGCGCCGACGAGGAGCGAGAUGAGGGUGAGGAACUCUUUAAAAUAAAGAAACCAUCUCUUAACACAAUAACAUUUAGAAUGCAAAAGAAAGAAAACCCACACUCUGCAGUCAGAGAAGCUGAAAGAAGCAAAGAAAUCUUCCAAUCGGAGUCUAGAAUAAUUAACACUACUGAUACAUGUGAGACAGAGGAGGAGGAUGAGCACUACUCAUCAGCCAGUGAAGAUUACAAUAGUUCAGCCUCUGAAACUCAAUCCAGCCCUCCACAGAAAAGGAAGGAUUUAUCAGCAGGUAAUAUACCUGAUGCAGCUUAUAUCCAGGUUGCUUGUAGGAAACGUCAGUUGGCCAGGACUCAGGGUGACUAUAUUCCACUGGACACAUCACAUCGUGCUCCAGUCUCUCAGAAAAAAGCAUGCAGUGAUACAGAGAGUGAGGAUGACUCUGAUCAUGACACGAUUCUCCACUUCGCUCCCAAAACAAAAACUCUUAGGCAGAGGAUGGCUGAAUAUAUAGUACCCAAGAGUGAUGGAGCAAGUGAAGAUGAUGAAAUACAAAACAUGUGGGAAGAACAGCAACUAAAGAAAGCAGUCAGACUCCCACAGGGAAUUAAUGUAGACACUUCUCUACAUAAAUCUCAGCCCAUGAAAAUAAAGUUUGAUCCCUCUGUUUCACUGCCACCUGUGAACCUGGAAAUUGUAAAGAAGCGUCUGAAUACAAGAAUAACAUCAUUACAGGACCUUCAUCGUGCUCACCAGAGGGAGCACGAAAAAUAUACACAGGACAUUGAAAGCUCAAAGAGUACCAUCCAGGAGUUAGAAAGGUCUUCAAAUGCAGCUCUGAAUUACAAAUUCUACAGGGCUAUGAAAACUUACAUGGAAAGCCUUAUAGACUGUUUGAAUGAAAAGCUACUUCAUAUUAAUGAACUGGAGUCAGCUAUGCAGAUGCUACUUCAACAACAAGCCAUAACUCUCUUGAAACGUAGGCAAGAGGAUCUGAAAAAUGAAUCUGCUUAUGUUCAGCUGCUAUCAAGAAAGAAUGGCAAGUCAACUGAUGACAGCUUGGAAGAUGAUGAAAAAACAAAGCAGCUCCUGGAAGAGUGUGUGGCUCGAAGGACAUGCAGAAGGCAAGCAAGAGAGAGUUUGGGGAAAUCUGAUCACCAUGAGGGCAUGUCCAGUGAUGAUGAGCUGUCUGCAGCAGAGAUGACUGAUUUCCAGAAAAACAAAGAUGACAUCUUACAGGCGAGUAAGAAAAUCUGUGAAGAUGUGCAUGCAGAUUUUUGCAACAUCGGGAAUAUCCUGUUGAAAUUUCAUCAAUGGAGACAGAAGUUUCCUGACUCUUAUUAUGAUGCUUACAUUAGUUUAUGCCUGCCUAAACUUUUAAGCCCAUUAAUCAGAAUUCAGUUAAUAGGCUGGAAUCCUCUUGAGCAGAAUUCCAUAGAUCUGAAUGAGAUGCCCUGGUUCAGAGCGAUAGAAGAAUUUAGCGAUGCCAAAAAUAUGCCACAAUCCAAGAGAAAUGAUGACCCUGAUCAAACAAUUUUGCCUACAAUCACCGAGAAAACUAUUCUUCCUAAAAUUACAGGCUUUGUAGAGCAUGUGUGGGAUCCUUUGUCAACUUCACAAACAGUCAGUCUAGUUCAACUCUGCAAAAAUAUCUUUGAAGAACAUUCCCUUUCCAAAAAUGAAUCCAGUAAAGCAAAACAGGAUCUGGUAAACUCAAUUGUUUCAAGAAUGAAGAAGUCGAUAGAGGAAGAUGUCUUUAUUCCUCUGUAUCCUAAAAGCGCUGUGGAAGACAGAAUAUCGCCACAAUCAAAGUUCCAAGAAAGACAGUUUUGGUCAGCUGUAAAGCUGCUGUCUAAUAUUCUUCUUUGGGAUGGGAUCAUACUAGAAGAUACACUACAGGAGUUAGGACUAGGCAAGCUGCUGAAUCGAUAUCUCCUUCUGAUACUCCUUAAUGCACCACCUGGACCAGAUAAUGUGGAAAAAUGCAACAAGGUAGUUGCAUGUCUCCCAGAAAGAUGGUUCAAAGAGCUUAAAAGCAGAUCAACUCUCCCUCAGUUAGCAAACUUUAGCCAACAUUUGUUGCAAAGUGCACAUACACUGUACAAGAAUAACUGCAGUGAUGAAACAAGAGACCUGAUUCUUCUGUUGGUGAAAGUCAACGCCUUGCAUAUUGCAGAGGAUUUCAUUGAGGAAUAUAAACUGGAACACCUGAAAUCUAUUGUCAGAAAGUAGAAUUCCAGCGAAAGGACUAAAAUAUAAAAUUAAAAAUGCUGUAGCCAUU
This is a messenger RNA of Emys orbicularis (European pond turtle), 2587 nucleotides long. It is a transcript of the gene GCFC2, whose product is annotated as GC-rich sequence DNA-binding factor 2. Bases 1 to 2538 code for a protein of 845 amino acids. NCBI's taxonomy places the organism in Eukaryota, Metazoa, Chordata, Testudines, Emydidae. The record is from RefSeq and is a predicted model, not a curated record. Gene Ontology annotation, biological process: mRNA splicing, via spliceosome. Gene Ontology annotation, molecular function: DNA binding. The transcript has 18 exons. Gene Ontology annotation, cellular component: nucleus.